Molecule: messenger RNA, 4993 nt
Organism: Mercenaria mercenaria
Lineage: Eukaryota; Metazoa; Mollusca; Bivalvia; Venerida; Veneridae
Product: E3 ubiquitin-protein ligase Su(dx)-like
Exons: 11
Coding region: 1-1200 (399 amino acids)
Molecular function (GO): ubiquitin-protein transferase activity; protein binding
Source: RefSeq, a predicted model, not a curated record
AUGAAAACUAUACAAGAGGAUCCAUUACCAGAAGGUUGGGAAAUGCGAUACACAGCAGAGGGUGUUAGAUAUUUUGUUGAUCACAACACAAAAACUACCACAUUCCAAGAUCCCAGAGACGGUCCUCCUAAAGGCCCCAAGGGAGCAUAUGGUGUGCCUAUCCAGUGUGAACGUAGUUUCCGGUGGAAACUGGGUCAGUUCCGCUACCUGUGUCAAUCCAACGCCUUACCAGGUCGUGUUAAGGUCACUGUUUCCAGAGAUAACCUUUUUGAAGAUUCCUUUGCUCAGAUAAUGCGGUUACAACCAUUUGAUUUACGACGUAGACUAUAUAUUAUUUUCAAAGGAGAAGAAGGUCUUGAUUUUAGAGGAGUAGCAAGCCUGUACGCUUUGCUCAGUAGGGAGAGUACAGAUAUAUGGGUCGAGGGGACUAGAGCAUUUUACCAUGAGAAAUUUAUUGACAGUGGUUUUACCUUGCCGUUCUAUAAAAGAAUGUUGAACAAGAAGUUAAUACUGAAGGAUCUGACAUCCAUUGAUACAGAAUUUUACAACUCCUUAAACUGGAUCAAAGAUAAUGACCUUGAGGAAUGUGGUUUAGAGUUGACAUUCUCCGCAGACUUUGAAGUUCUUGGAAAGAUAAGUCAGCAUGAGUUGAAAGAGGGAGGAGCUGAUAUAGCAGUCACAAAUGAAAACAAAGAGGAAUAUAUCAAUUUGAUGACAAACUGGAGAUUCACCCGAGGAGUAGAAGAACAAACAAAAGCUUUCUUGGGCGGUUUUAGUGAGGUUGUACCACAGCAGUGGUUGCAGUACUUUGAUGAAAGGGAAAUUGAGUUGAUGUUGUGUGGUAUGCAGGAGAUAGAUGUUGAUGACUGGGAGAGAAAUACCAUAUAUGGACAUUACCAGAGAAACAGUAAACAGGUGGUCUGGUUCUGGAAGUUUGUUCGUGAGCUGGAAAAUGAGAAGAGGACAAGGUUGUUACAAUUUGUAACAGGAACCUGCAGACUUCCUGUUGGAGGUUUUGCUGAACUCAUGGGGAGCAAUGGGCCACAGAGAUUUUGUAUUGAAAAAGUGGGCAAAAAGACAUGGUUGCCUCGCAGUCAUACGCGUUUUAACCGAAUAGACUUACCGCCGUAUCGCAGUUAUGAACAACUUGUUGAAAAACUGACUCUAGCUAUUGAAGAAACAGGUUUCGGACAGGAAUAGCAAAACUCGUCAUGUGAUUGUCAACAUUCUGUUGUAAUUUGUAUAUAUAUAUAUAUAUAAUCUAUGAACUCUGCUCAUAAAGGCUUCUCAUGCUAUGAGAGGUAAUUGUUAUAACAGUUACACAAAGCAUAAUUGUUGCAAGGAAACUAAACCAAAUUGUAGAGAUAUUUCAAACAUAAUUUUAUAUUACGGUCAAGAUAGUCUUGACAGUGAGGACAGGGAUUGGAAAAACAUCGAAACUGUUCUUGGUGGUGUUAACAGUUACAUUGUAAUGAUGGAAAAUGGCAGUUAAGUUUUAAGUUUGACUGAAUAAAGCUUUAGCAUGAUGUUUUUAAAGUAUGAAAUUGGUUUCUAUAAAUCAGAGGUAAUAUAAGUGAAUAUAGACCGGUUAACCAAAUGUUUAACUUACCGUAUAUAUAAUAAGAUAACUUAUAAAAGUGUGCUUUCCACAGAAGGAUUGAAAUAAAAUUGUUUAAAAAAACAAGAGUUACAUGUCAAAGAUGAAUUUGUUACGACCUGUUGUAUAAUUUUAUUGGUUACAGGAAUAGAUAUGUUUCUGUUAUAAAAACAUGUAUUGUUGAUAUGUUCGAAGUCCAUUUUUAAAACUUAUCAUUUACAUUUAGGUUGAAAUAUUUUGGAAACUUUCAUGUAAACUGAACAAGAUAUCAGAUGUAUGUUUUCACAUUGACAGAUAAAAGAAUUGAUAACCGUUUUGAAUAUUCAUAAAAAUCCUUAGAAAUUCAUAGUUAUUAAAAAUGUGUUGGACACUUUAUUGUCAAGACAUUAGCUAACACUUAACAGAAUACAUAUGUCAACAGUUUCAUACCAAGGCGACUCUCACAAAAUACUAUUUUGAAUGUACUUUUUUAUCGGAAAAUGUGUGAAAUAGUCUGUUGAAUUUAUGACUUUUAUAAUUAUAGUAGUGAUAGUCUGAAAUUAUAUUGGCAAAAGAAUUGUAUUAUUAAGAAGCAUUUCUUAUAAACCCAGAUUUACAUUCGAAAAAAGUGAUUUCAGUUAGCAUCAAAUAGCAUUCUGAAAAACUUUAUUUUUUUCACCAAGGUUUAAUUUUAUGGUAUAGUAGUUUUUCAGUCUAUGAAAUUCCAGUUUCCUUCUGAAAACUUGAUAAUUGUAAUUAAAGUAUUUUUACUUGAAAAAAUGUUUUUAGAGGCAUACAGUAACAAAGAAAAAAUAUUUUUAUGUUAAUUGAUAUCAUAUAUUAAGUAUGUGAAGUGUUUACACAUUUCAUUACCUCUCAUGAACAGACUCAGUUAAACCGAGUCAGUUAUUAUUCUUCUUGGUUGCAUUUGUUGCUUCCAAAGGAUCUGUUUACAGAUUUUAUUAUUUUGGUGCUCAUGAUUUAUGUACAGAUUAAUGGAGAGUACUAAAUUUAUAAUUUAAUUUUACAAGAAUUUCAACACCAUUGCAAGGCAACCUUGAUUGCACUUGUGGUCAUGCAGCAUUUUGCAAUGUGACUAGAAGGCUGAAUUUUGAAAGAGAGAAGUAAAACUGAUAAUCAAAGAAAUGUGUCCCAGUUUGAAAAUGGAAUUCAUUCCCUGGAUUUUGGUUACACCUUUAUAUGUAGAUUUCCUUUGUUUAAUUGAAAUCUUAGUAUAAAAUGGCACUUUAUACUCUGUAAUUCAUAUGAUGAUAUCUUAUUGAAUAAUUUAUGAAUGUAAAAUUCCUUUUAUUAACUUUAAAUUAUAAGCUCAUUUAUUUGUUGUUAAAUUUUUACACAGUUGCUUUAUAAUGGUUAAAUGGAUAGUGCCUGUAUUCAGGAUACCAGUAAGUGUGCACUAAAAUAUAUAAACAUUGGAAUUCAUGUUAUUGUAUACCUGUCUUUUUCAUGUCCAAAUAAUCAAAUGCAUUUGCAAGACAUGACUGUACAGUAUAUUUCCAUAUUGGAUACAUAACAAAUUUACUAUUCCCAAGUUGGAAAAUUCAGCUUGGGUAUGAAUUGUAUUCUACACACUGUUAAUUGUGUAUAAAUUAUUCAUGCCAUAAAUACCCAUUUAUAAUGCACACCCGCAUAUAAUACACAUCCCUGAUUUCAGCACAGAAUCCUGGGAAAAACAUUUCAAAAUGACUUGAGGUUUUCAAUUAAAACUGAUAACAAAAGGUGUGAUUGUACUUUGUUCUGAUCUGGUACAGAUGAAACGGCCAAUAAAUAUUGGCUACAGGUAACACCCUGUGUUAGUUUUGUUCUUCAUAGUUUGAUCUAUGUCAAAAAUGAUAAUCUUUCUUUAAUACAAUACCAGAAUGACAAAAAUCGUGAACAGAGUUACUCUGAACUUGGAAAACCUUUGUCUAAACCUAUGAAUAUUAUGAAUCCACAACUCUGUGGUGGUCCAACAGGUAAAAAUAACUAUUCUUUAUACUCUAGUACUUAAGUAAUCAGUAAUUUUAAACCCCUGAAUUAUCUGGGUUUUUGUUUCUUCUAACAAAGUAAAAGAAACUUAAACAAAAACGGUUAUUUAACAUUUUCAUGUACAAUACCAGAUGUAUUUGGACUAUAUCCCUUAUGAAAAAUGAAAUAAGGCUCUCCUUUGGGCAGAGGAACUUAGCUCAGUAGGAAGAGCACAGAUGUGUGAGUUUGAUCCUUUGGUGAUUCUCCAUGACAUUUUGAUAAAAGACCUUGUCUCUGAAACCAUUCCUCCUCCACUUCUGAUUCAUGUAGAGAAGUUGGGAGUUACAUGUAAAGGACAGGUUAGUACAGAUAUAUUAUAAUCCAGGGACACUGGGCAGAUCGACUGUUCACCAUUUCAUUACCCUGAAAAACAGUUGAAAAAUAGCACUCAAAGAAGCAAACAAGACUCUGUGAAAUAAACAAAAUUUAUACAACUAUUUUAAGCUUAAUAAUAUCUAGUUUGAAGGGCUUGCUCUCCUGUUUUUGUAAAACCAACAAGUUAAGUGUUCAUGAUAGUUUCACUCAAUAUUUUCUCACGAAAGUAACCAAAAUAUACAUAUUGAAAAUAAACCUGAAAGUAUGAAAGAAAAUUUUUAGAUAAUACAAUUCAAAUUUAUUCAGUGUUCUUAAAAUGAUUUAAAGAAUAAAAGUUUGAGCCACACCAUGAGAAAACCAACAUAGUGCGUUUGCGACCAGCAUGGAUCUAGACCAGCCUGUGCAUCUGUGCAGUCUGGUCAGGAUCCAUGCUGUUCGCUUUCAAAGCCUUUUGCAAUUAGAGAAACCGUUAGCGGACAGUAUGGAUCUUGACUAGACUGUUUGGAUUCAAUAUAAUUUUGGUUUUCUCUUGGCACGGCUCAAUUAUGAUCAAAACUGUUGACUGAAAUGUUAGAUGUACUGCAUAGAUCUUCUUGAAAAGGCUGCUUGUAAUCUAUGCAAGAAAUGCUCAAUUAUUGUGCAUAUUAUAUGUUAGAUAAAUGGCUAAAUUUAUCCCUGAAACAUUUUCGUUCAUUUCCUUUUAAGCAUACAUUCUACAGCAUUUUAGUUUCCUUUAUUUGUAUAGAUAUAGUUUGUAUUACUGUCAAGGAAGUUUUACAUCACACACGUCAAAGCUGACUAAUUUCUUAAAAAUAGUCUUUUAAUUGAAUAUAUAGAGACAAACAUUCAUUUUCUAGAGAGUGCUUGUGUGUGUUUGAUAUGUGUGUAUGACAUUCAGGGCACAUUUUAACUGUUAGUUCAAAUUUGAACAGAACAAUUUCUAUUUAUAUAGAAAGCUAGAAAGAAAUUAUCUUUUAAACAGAUUGAAUGUUAAGGUCUUAAUGCAAGUGCUUAGAAGUGCUGCUUAGUUCGUUUGAUUUACAGGGUUCCCAUUAAACAAAUAAACAAGAUUUA